This is a messenger RNA of Drosophila biarmipes, 1950 nucleotides long. RefSeq lists its product as uncharacterized. The transcript has 2 exons. The record is from RefSeq and is a predicted model, not a curated record. Bases 128 to 1897 code for a protein of 589 amino acids. Lineage: Eukaryota; Metazoa; Arthropoda; Insecta; Diptera; Drosophilidae.
UGUUGUUAAAUUUCUUUCAAAACUGACAAUAUCACCUCAAACACAAAGAAAUGCUGGAAAACGAACAACACAGCAAUUUCCCCGGAUAGAACAUCAAAAUCGCGACUAGUCCCAGAUAGAGUAAAAAAUGGAGUCCCAAAGCAAAAGUGAAUCUUUGGACCAAAGUGCCAAAUCAACCGAAGAAACCGUAGCCAAAUGCUGCUUUGUGAUUACCGUGGGAAGUGACGGGCUAAUCGAAAUUAGUUCCCACAAUCCAGACUGCAAAGCACCUCAAGAUGGAAUAUGCAGUGGUGAUCCCACAUCGGCGAACAAGGUUACGGAUAUGGUGCCUAAGAAACAGCGCUUUAGCAUAGCCGUUCUUAAAGAGGACACCAAUGAUAUCGACGAAGGACCUGCUAAAAGUCCCGAGAAGAUCAACAGCAAUCUGCAAUCGCUUGAAGGAGAGAAGAAAACCGAAGUUGUGCCGCCUUUCGUGAAGAUCUGCAACAAGGACCUGGCGAACAGGCCUUCCUUCGUGGUUCUCGAAGAUGCUUCGGCUCGAAGUCGGAUUAAACAGGAUCUGGAGCAGCCGAGCUCGGAUCAAAGUCAACAGAGCUCCCAUGUUGAAUCUCAAACGGGUGAAACUUGCCCCAAGAAGAGUGUGACAUCCGCCAAUAAUAUCUGCCAAAAAGAUAAUGCCAUAAUAACUCCUCGGAAAUUAUCCAUGCAAACGGCAGCUCAGGUCCGUCAGAAACUGUCUACUCUGAAUAAUAAACAGCAGGAAUCGGUUUCAGAAUCAAUUAAAAGGGCUGGCAACAGUUUGAGUGGUCAGAAACAGCAGCCACAUCAGCCACUGCAGCAGCAGGCACAACAGCAACAUCAACAACUGCAACAGCAGCAACAUCAGGAACUGCAACAGCAAUUUGGCAACAACUCUCCAUAUGUGACCAUUAGUUUCUUACCUAUGACCCAGCCGGGAGCAGCUUCCGGCAGUCCUGUGAUGUAUCCUUGCCAGCAAUUCCUGAGUGCCUCACCGAGCAGCAUGUCCAGCUGCUCCUGCUGCAGCUGCAGCAAUUGCUGCCCGUCGAGGGCAACCCAAGUGUGCCAAAUGCCGAUGACCAAUGGUUGCUGUCAGAUACAAAAUCCAGUAUACGGCAGCAACUGCUGCAUGUUGAAGCCGGAGACCUUUCCUAGCAGCGGGUCCUGCUGUCCUAUAUCGAGUAUGGAAACGCAUCCUUCAAUGGGAUACAAUGGCCAAUUCAGUCAGCACAUGAUGCACCCCAUCCUGACAGCUUCGCCUUCAGCAAUGCAGCAGCAGCAAGGCAGCAUUCCGAUUGCCGGGGGGUGCUAUCCUGGCUGCUCCUGCCACUCUUUGUGUCCCUGCUACCAGUGCUCCCACCUCAGGAUGCCAGUCUAUCAUCAUCCUUGCUGCCAUUGCCCAGGGUUCUUUAACAACCAACAGAUGCAACAGCAACAGUUGCAGCAGCAGCAGCAAUCUCAUUGUGUCUGCUGUCCCAAUAAAGUGAACCAGCAACGACAAACACCAUCCAAAGGAGUAAGAGUACUGAAAGCUACUGGAAAACCCACUAACCCUGAUGGACUAAAGCACAUAUUCAGCAAGAAGCCUGCUGAGAACCCGAAACCGCCAGCCCAAGAGCAAUCGAAGGACCAAGAAGAUCACCAAAGCCACAUGAAGACGAGCAGGGAAGCUCCUCGAUCGGUGGGAGGUGUUUCAUCCUUUAAAAGCAGUUCCAACACAACCCCCUUGUACCUAGCUCGCUGCGGGAAGACUUGCCUGAUCCUGAGACCCAUCAGCACCGCCAUAAUGCCCCGUCUCCUGACCAAGCGAAUCAGUCGCUACACCUCGGUGAUAGCCUGGCCCACAAAUAAUGUCAAAUCAAAUGUAGACACAACCUAGACUACGUAUCUAUCUGGGAUCAGAUCAACAAAUAAAAAACACCAUCCAGGGGA